Messenger RNA from Prorocentrum cordatum, 2589 nucleotides. NCBI's taxonomy places the organism in Eukaryota, Dinophyceae, Prorocentrales, Prorocentraceae. The record is from the annotation of a GenBank genome assembly.
GCGGCGCUCCGCCUUCGUGCUGAGUUUCAGGACCUGGGCAUUGCCGUGUUCGACGGCUCCAUCCUCGACAGCCUCUGGGAAGAAGCCAGCCUCCAGACGGACAUGGGCUACAACCUCAUGGCCAUGAUCGAGCAGCUUGCGGUCGAACAUGCCAUGGGGGACCCCCAGGCCAGCAAGUUGAAGUGGGGCGAAUGCACCGAGCUGACCUUCGAGCGGCAGGGGUCCAUCGCCCACGAGCGCCCCAUGUCUUGGGAGACUGGGGACUGGGCGCUCAAGCCCAUCACGAUCGACGAUAUCAAGCUGGUGGCCCGAAAGUUCCCCAACGCCACGCGCAUGGGGUGGAGCAACUUCCAUCCUCGGUUGCUGCUGGAGGUCGGAGACGAUGCCCUGUUCAGGCUUGCCAGCUUGCUCAAUUCUUGCGGGCGCAACCCGCAUUGUGGCGAGCUCUGGGCCAUCAUCAUGGUUCCCCGACCGAAGCCCGACGUUGGCCAGCGGCCCAUCAGGCCCAUGCCGAUGCUCGCCAGGAUCUGGUCCCGCAUGCGACUGAGGGAAUGUGCCAAGUGGGAGCGGCCCAUUGACCAGCAGGCCUUCUGGGGCAACUCCUCAUCUCGAGGGUGUGAUGAGGCGGCCAGGCUCCACGACAUUUUCGCGGCCCACGCGAAGCCCCCCCUCGAGGCGGCUGGGUCCUUCUACGCCGACUUAUCCAAUUACUACGAGCACAUCGGGCACUGCGAGCUCAAGGUCGCGGCGCAGGCGCGGGGCUUCGACGUGUGGCUGUUACGCGCGCUGCGUUGCACCUAUCGGGCCCCUCGGAGGGCCCGCGUCGGCACCUGCCUCAGCGACGCCGUCGCGGCGAACGGCGCAGUGGUGGCAGGCUGCUCGUGUGCCGCGGCGUUGGCCAAGCUCCUCCUCAUUUCGGCCCUCAGGGCAGCGGCCUUGGCGGCUCCCGUCGCCGGGGUCCUCAACGUAGUCGACGAUGUCUCGUGCCAUGCGGCUGGGCCUUGCACCAUGGUAGCCCAGCAGCUGGCCGCUGCCUAUCGAGCCUUCUGCGCGAAGAUGGAGGAUGCCAACCUGCCGCUCAGCAGGAACAAGACCAAGGCGUUGGCUACCAGCAGCAAGCUCCGCGACGCCCUCAAGAGCCAGCCUGGCUGGGACAUCGCGGAGGGCGACUUCGUAGGCCGCUCCACGCCGAGGGAGGAAGCUAACCGGACUGUUCAGGCCCUCGAUCAGUCGAGCGAGGGUCUUCAGAGCAGGCCCCUCUGCGAAAGCCUCUUCGGCUCGGCGAUCAUGGUGGUGCCCAGCGGCCGCCUCCGUCGGCUCCGCGUCGGGGCAACCAGGGCGAGAGGCCGACUGGCCCGCGGGGCCGCCCUGGGACUCGCCAGCCUUGGCCAGUCAGGUGGCUGGAAGCGGGGCCCCCUGGCGAUCGUCGCCAAGACGGCGCUGAUGGCCUACGUCGAGAUGGUCUGGGCCCCCCUGCUCCCCGAGGCGGCGGCCCGCUACUGCCUCGCCGCCGGCCUGGUCAUCGCCGAGAGGCUGCGCCCCUGGCGGCUGGUGAAGGUGCCGAUCAGCGCCUUGGUGCUCGCGCUCGAGCGGGCCGUCUGGGUAUUCAUCAGCGGCGACCCCUACAGGCUCCAUGACGCGCUGGGCCACGAAUAUCGAGAGGUGAAGCGGCACGGCUCCAGCACGCGGGGCUGGGGGGCCCCGCCCUUCUGGCAGCCGAUCCUCGACCUGGCCAGCCACCGCUCUGAGGUGUGGGACCUGCGCCGCCAGAGGGCGCUGCGCUGCCUCAUCCAGAACACCUACUGGCGGUUCAGGUGCGAGGCGCGCGACGGCUGGAGGCGCGAGUUCCUGGAGCCGCCUUUGCGGGGGGCGGCUGCGCGAGUCGAGCUCAUGGGCUAUCCGUUCACGGAACUGUUCGCAAGGGGGCUGUUUCUCGACAUCUCAGAGCUGGUCCAGAUACCGCCCCGAACCGACGACCUUUUCAAGCGCGCGACCAGCUGGACAGCUGGCUGGUCCAUCAGCGUCUUUGACAAGCACCGCAAGCUGGCCGCCGAGGCGUGGGGCUCGGUCCCGGAGUCGGAAGGACCUGAGCAGGUGGCCAGAGAUGGUGAGGACUACGCGGUGAAGGUCCUCGCCGACACCAUCGCUUGGGGCUCCUUCAAGCUCCGCUGCGACUGCCUUGCGACGGUGCGUUGUGCUGCCGGUCCUCUGGCGGCGGCCGCGGCGGGCAGCCAGCGAUCCCACCUCUGGGCUGGGCGGGCGGAGAGGCUCAAGGACGCGGAGGUCAUCGAGGUCAGGGCCUACUUGGGGCCGCAGGCAGUCAAGGAAGGGCUGAUCACGCAGUUCGAGCUCGAUGGCAACGCCAUGGCAGACGCCCGAGCUGAAGAAGGUGCCGCUGCAGUUCGAGCGGACAGCAACGACAUCCACUGCGUCGAGGGCGGCCAGUUCAUCGCCCGCUUCGCGGCGAGGUGUGCGGCAGCGCAGGGGGGGCACAUCGCAGGGUCGGGCCUCCGCGAUUCCAUGGGGGUCAAGGCCCUGGAGAUCGUCGACCUGGACGAGUGGCCCGCCGAUCCUGCCGGGGCCUGCGAG